UGUAGUGCAGCUUGAUGGUGAAGCGGUUGCUUUUGCGGAAAACACCCAAGACCGCCGUGGCGUACUUCCAUGGAGCGCUUUCCUCAUGUCAUCCAGACUGACGUUUAAUAUCCGGUGCUGUGUUUCUGUCUCCAGGGAACAACGUGAACCGAGAGACGGAGUCUGGCUCCACACACGGCCACGUGACGGGGGACUAUGGGAGGCCAAGAUGCAAAGAGCUGUCCACUCAAGAGGACUGCUGGAGACAGAGGGAGUCAUACAAACAUCAGCUUAUUUGAUCCAACAUUAAUGAAUUCAACAACUCUGAAAUGGAACACAACUGUGGAGUACAACGGUGGAGAGGAGCCGGUGAUGCAGUCCCAUCUGUAAAGCUAAAAGAAACAAGGUGCACAUUCCUCUGAUCACGCUGCUGAAAAAGAGUAGGCGUGCUUGAUCUGUGCCUACGACACAGGACUAACUGAGUCAACUGACAGCACUGGACCGAGUGACCACAGACGCAGCUAUGUAAGAAGACAUCUGUCCAGCAUGCAGGUCCUGACAAUCAACACACUACUGUGAUUCAUGCCAUAUGUGGGUUCUCGGGGGGGGGGGGGGGGGGGUUACUCAGCAAAAGAGAAACGAUCAGAUGAUGUUUACCUAAGAGUUCUGUCAGUGUUUGAUCUACUCCUGUAAGACCACAGACUGCUUUCUAUUUUUUAUUCAGAGGAGAAGACAGGAAGCAUAAGUCCCAAGUGGUCACUAUGCCUCGGAACCGAGCUUUUUCCGAGCCAGAGUACUCGGCGGAGUACUCGGCGGACUGCUCGGUCACUCUGCCCUCUGACCCUGGGCAGGCGGUCGGGCGAACACACGAGGUCACGGUUCGGAGCUCAGGAUGCUGCCUCUGCCUGCCGCGGUUCAUGCGCCUCACCUUCGCACCAGAGUCUCUGGAAAACCUCUACCAGACCUACUUCAGACGGCAGAGACACGAAACCCUGCUGGUGCUGGUCGUGUUCGCUGCCCUCUUCGACAGUUACAUCAUCGUCAUGUGUGCGGUGGUCUACACCACUGACAAGCUGGCUUCUGUUUUAGUGGCAUCGGUGGGACUGGCGGCCGACAUCGUCCUCUAUCUGCUGUGCCGCUUUGGGCUGCUGCCAGACCGUAUCUCGAGACGGGUGGUGCCCUACGCUUUGUGGGUGCUCAUAGCGGCUCAGAUAUUCUGCUACCUGGGUCUGAACUAUGCUCGCUUCCACCAGGCUAGCGACACUGUCGGCUGGCAGGCUUUCUUCAGCUUUUCCUUUUUCCUGACUCUGCCUUUGAGGCUGACACCCAUCGUGCUCAUCACUACUGUAUCCUGUGGGGUCCACACUCUGGUUCUUGGCGUCGCUAUUGCUCAGCAGCAGCAGGAGGACAUUCAGGGAACAGCACUUAGCAGACAGCUGCUGGCCAACAUAGUGAUCUAUGUGUGUGCCAUCACUGUGGGCGUCAUGUCGUACUACAUGGCUGACCGUAAACAUCGAAAGGCCUUUCUUGAGGCCAGGCAGUCACUGGAGGUCAAACUCAACCUGGAGGAGCAGAGCCAGCAACAGGAACGCCUGCUGCUCUCCAUCCUUCCAAAGCACAUAGCUGAUGAGAUGCUUCAGGAUAUGAAGAAGGAGCCCAGUCAGAAAGAGAUGCAGCAGUUCAACACUAUGUACAUGUACAGACAUGAAAACGUCAGUAUUUUGUUUGCAGACAUCGUGGGCUUCACACAGCUGUCAUCGUCCUGCAGCGCUCAUGAACUGGUCAAACUGCUCAAUGAGCUCUUUGCUCGCUUUGACAAACUGGCUGCAAAAUAUCACCAGCUGAGGAUCAAGAUCCUGGGAGACUGCUACUACUGUAUCUGUGGGCUACCGGACUACAGGGAGGACCACGCUGCAUGCUCCAUCAUGAUGGGUCUGGCCAUGGUGGAGGCCAUCUCGUACGUCCGAGAGAAAACCCAGACAGACGUCGACAUGCGGGUUGGAGUGCACAGCGGGACAGUCCUUGGGGGGGUGCUGGGUCAGAAACGCUGGCAGUACGACGUCUGGUCCACAGAUGUCACUGUGGCAAACAAGAUGGAGGCUGGAGGGAUACCAGGUCGUGUCCACAUCUCACAGAGCACCAUGGAAUGUCUUCAUGGAGAGUUUGAUGUGGAGCCAGGGAAUGGAGGUGAGCGCUGUGACUACCUGAGGGAGAGAGGCAUCGAGACCUUCCUAGUCGUUGUUCCUAAAGGACCUGUGGGGAAGAGUGGAAUCAAUGGUGUAAAGCUGUCUGUUACCUCUUCCAAUGGAAACUCCCCACUGUUGAUCAACACCACAGAGUGUAACGGCAAUGUGAACACAGCCUGCCCCACACCGGAGGAACCAGAAGACCUUGAUACGAGGGUGGUAAAUCCAUCUUUCCCUAAUCCUCGGAGAAGGCUUCGGCUGCGGGACCUGGCUGAAAGGGUUAUCGAUGCUCAGGAGAACGAACAAGAGCUCAACAAACUGCUCAACGAGGCCCUGCUGGAAAGAGAGACGAUCCAAGCCCUGAAGGGGAAACACACCAACAAACUCUCCCUGAGGUUUGUGGAUCCAGACCUGGAGACUCGUUACUCUGUGGAGAAGGAGAAGCAGAGUGGCGCUGCCUUCUGCUGCUCCUGUGUGGUCCUGCUCUUCACUGCAGCCAUGGAGGCACUCAUAGACCCCUGGCUGAUUGCAAACUACAUCACCUUUGCAGUGGGAGAAAUCCUGCUGCUCAUCCUGACAAUUUGUUCUCUGGCUGCCAUCUUCCCUCGAGUAUUUCCCCAGAAGCUGGUGUCUUUCUCCACCUGGAUCGACCACACCCGCUGGGCUCGUAACACCUGGGCUAUGGCAGCAAUCUUCAUACUCACCAUGGCCGACAUCGUGGACAUGCUGAGUUGUCUGCCUCAAGUCCCAGACUCAGGCAGCACCACAGUGGCCCCAUCCUCCUCGUCUUCCUCUUCCUCCUCCUGGUCUGACCCUGGAGGUUGUCUGGACAACCCCAAGUACUACAGCUACAUUGCUGUGCUGGCACUGAUGGCCACCACCAUGCUGGUUCAGGUCAGUCACAUGGUCAAGCUCACACUGAUGCUGCUCAUCACAGUGGCCACCGGCAUUGUUAACAUCUACAGCUGGAGGGACAUCUUCGACCGCUAUGACUUGGCCCGCUUUCAGGACUACAGGUCAUACCUGGUGCCCUCCAAGUUCACAAUGACGAUUAUGAUCUUCAUUAUGAUGGUCAGCUUCUAUUAUUUCUCCCGACAUGUAGAGAAGCUUGCCCGCACCUUGUUCCUGUGGAAGAUCGAGGUCCAUGAGCAGAAGGAGAAAGUGUAUGAGAUGAGACGCUGGAAUGAAGCACUGGUGACCAACAUGCUGCCUGAACAUGUGGCUCGACACUUCCUGGGCUCCAAAAAAAGGGAUGAGGAGUUGUACAGCCAGUCCUACGAUGAGAUUGGAGUCAUGUUUGCCUCAAUUCCCAACUUCUCUGACUUCUACACAGAGGAGAGCAUCAAUAAUGGAGGAAUCGAGUGCUUACGGUUCCUCAAUGAGAUCAUCUCUGACUUUGACAGUCUGCUGGAUGAGACUCAGUUCCGCUGCAUCACAAAAAUCAAGACCAUCGGCAGCACCUACAUGGCAGCAUCUGGUGUCACCUCAGAUGUCAGCAACGGCUACACCUGCAUGAAGAAGGAGGAGCAGUCUGACAGAGAGCGCUGGCAGCACCUGGCAGACCUGGCAGACUUUGCUUUGGCCAUGAAGGUCACACUCAUGAACAUCAACUACCAGUCAUUCAACAACUUCAUGCUACGCAUCGGUCUGAAUAAGGGCGGAGUGUUAGCUGGAGUCAUUGGUGCCAGAAAACCCCACUACGAUAUCUGGGGCAACACUGUGAAUGUGGCUAGUCGCAUGGAGUCCACAGGGGUCAUGGGAAACAUCCAGGUGGUGGAGGACUGCUACAACAUCCUGAAGGAGUACAGCUUCCGCUUUGUGAGGAGGGGCCCCAUCUUUGUGAAGGGAAAAGGGGAACUGCUCACUUAUUUUCUGAAGGGAAGAGACAAACAAGGCUCAUUUAUCAAUGGCUCCUCUGUCACUCUGCCACACCAGGUGGUGGACAGCUAAGGACCACACACACACACACUGACACACACUCCCCAGCUAUCACCUCUAGGUUGUGAUGACUGCCAGAGAGUGUUUUUGGAAUGAAAAGUAAUUUGCCUAAAAUUGCUAACACCUGAACUUAACUGAAUGUUUACAAGUCAAAUUAAAACACCACUGACACACUUUAUACAAACCUGUAACAACACACCACUCUACUGAACACACACACACACACACGUGUUCACUGUCUGUGGAAAGAUAUAUGUACCAGUCAAGAUUGUAUUUAAAUUUGAAUGCCAUGUUUAAGAUGAACCACAGAACUCAAAACAUGUUGGAUAAAUUAAUGAAUUUACAGAAAAGAUUAGAAACUGUCAGGAAUACCAGGCAUCUAGACAAACACACACACACACACACACACACACACACACACACACACACACACACACCACACACACGCUAUAUAAGAUGAAAUCUAAAUCUAAAAGAAAUAUUAAGAGAAUGGGAUUCCAUUAGUGAGUAUGGAGUCUCCUGUGACACAACAAAAGUGAUAUGAAACAGCUUCUCCUCCACACUGACGGAGUCUAUGAUAUAUGUGAGAUGGGCUCUGACACACACAUCGGCCUCGCCUGCAGGUCAAUCCUAAAAGAUGGAUCAGUUUCAGCAGCUACUUAUCAGGCCGGUGGCGUUGUGGUUCUGUGGUACGCACGAUAACCACUCAGCUAUCAAAACUCACUGUAUUCAGUGUAAUCACAUGUCAUCUUGCUUACGGAACAGAUUGGAUUUUUUUAGUUAUUGGAAUGGAAAUUGUGUUUUGAAUUCAACCUUUCAGCAUGAGGAUGAUUAAUUCAAACUUGUUUCAUUUUAUUUAAAUAAAAUGAUGGUCUUUAUCUCUUUCCAUAAACAGAUAAAAACAGAACAGUGAUCACAGACAAACACACACAGCCUUUUUGCAAACACACCAGUUUUGAUGCCAUUUCCUCAUCACAUUCACACUCUGUGGCUUUUGGAUGCCCGGCCUAAAUUUUGGACUACUGAUCAUUUACAGAAUACUUCCAUGUAUGGAAACCUGACAAACUGAUCUGAGCUCAGAUUUCCUGUCUUUGAUGAGGAAGAGGAUGUGGAAGUGGACCAAUGAGAGGACAGAGUGCGACGAUACGGACUGAUCUGCCACCUGUUGCCAAUGUGUGGUUGUGUAUAAUAGUGUGUGCGCAUAGUGUAUUUUUCCACAGUCAAAGUAUUGUCUCAGUACUGUGCUCUCCUUUCUGCUACUGCAGCACUGGCUUCUGGGUGUUUCUGUGCCUCGGGAGUAUUGAACAUGAAGGAGAACACGCGUGUGUACUAUGUGUUUUAGGUGAGGGACAGGUGAUGGUGUCCAGAAGGUAGCACACAUGAAAGAAAUAUUUUUCACACUGAUUGUGGAUUGAUGGAAGUGCCUAUGACAGCUGUGAUCACCAUGUUUUCAUGUAGUUAAACCAUUCCAUAGCUUUUACAGGCAAGGAAAAUUCUCCGAAUCCAUUUCACAAAGCUGGGAAAAGACCAUUCCUGUUUAUUUCAACUUGCUCUGGUCAUCAUUUGUUUUGGUUAUUGUGCAGUUGAUAGCUGAGAUGUGCAGACACGAUAACAUUGCCAAAGGUGGGUCCCACGGGUCAAGAAACACCAGCAAUCAGACAGGUUGGAAACACACCAACAGGUUAGUCAAACUCAUUUCAAGAGAAAAAGAAGGCAAAAUGUAAAAUGAUUAAUUAAUUAGAGUUUGUAACUUUGACUCCACUCCCUAUAGUUUUGCACACAGUGUUCCUGGGAUUUCAGGUGUCUCACUUUCAGUUUAAAUUUUGUAUGAAAUGGUAUAGAUUAGCUGAUUAAAGUGUUUGUAUCCAAUCUGUGUGAAUGUCGGACUGCUCGUGUUUCUUGGCCCAUUAGACCUAUUUCAGUGAUGUCACUGUGACAUGAUCUCAGCUAUUAACCUGGAGAGGGAUGUUUUAAAAGCCAAAAAGGUCACAAGCUGUCAUAAACUGGAAUUUUCCUUUUACUGCAUGGUAGUCAUGUGGGAAAAGAAGGCUGUAACGAAAGUCAGAGAGUAAAUGUAAUUAUGUAAAAUGACGACGGCAACUAAAAGUUCCAAUACAUGAAGUUGAACUCGUAGCCUUCCACAUUGUUUGCACAAGAUUUGGAUCAACUCCAUUUCCACGUGGUCAGGCUGGUAUCCAGCAAUCGAAGCUAAGUCAUACGAAAUAAUGUGCCGUAAUUCCUAUGUUGACAUGGUAUUAAAUCUGCAACUGGAUAAUGA
This is a messenger RNA of Cyclopterus lumpus (lumpfish), 6381 nucleotides long. RefSeq names its product adenylate cyclase 3a (gene adcy3a). Bases 741 to 4115 code for a protein of 1124 amino acids. The transcript is spliced from 21 exons. NCBI's taxonomy places the organism in Eukaryota, Metazoa, Chordata, Actinopteri, Perciformes, Cyclopteridae. The record is from RefSeq and is a predicted model, not a curated record. Gene Ontology annotation, cellular component: plasma membrane. Gene Ontology annotation, biological process: adenylate cyclase-activating G protein-coupled receptor signaling pathway; cAMP biosynthetic process; intracellular signal transduction. Gene Ontology annotation, molecular function: adenylate cyclase activity.